Haliotis rufescens (red abalone) is the source of this 9064-nucleotide messenger RNA. Its product is annotated as protein Jade-3-like. The coding region runs from base 244 to 4452 and encodes 1402 amino acids. The record is from RefSeq and is a predicted model, not a curated record. NCBI's taxonomy places the organism in Eukaryota, Metazoa, Mollusca, Gastropoda, Lepetellida, Haliotidae. The transcript has 17 exons. Gene Ontology annotation, biological process: regulation of transcription by RNA polymerase II.
UCGCGAGACAGCCAUGUGACCUACUUUUCCAUGAAAUUUUCGCCAUGAUGGCGCCAAAUGAGUGCUAUCGAAAAUUUCCCCUGAUACCAAAUUUUGGAAAUGAUUGAACGAUCGAAACGCAAUUAUGUUGAAAGAAGAAAGUUUGUAGAUUAAUUAUAACGUAUGGUCAAGGAGAGAUAGCCCAGGCUUUUACACCUUCACCAUCAGACUGCUGCCAUUGAAGCUCCAGACAUCGCUACAACUAUGAUGUCAGCUACCAAAACCAAGAAGAGCAAGGAUGUUGCCAGGGAAACAAGUCCAGACUCUGGUGCUUAUACGUCCCACAAGUCUAAGAGGAGGAGACUUAGUACUGAUGAUGAGGAAGACUCUGGAUCUCCCAAAAGACCAACUAAUCACCCCACCAGCAAGCUGGGUCACAAUGGCCUGCGUAGUCCCACUUUCACACCACACAACAAGCCAGCCGAGCUUUUCCGGAAAGACCUGAUUAGUGCAAUGAAGUUGGCAGACUCGGAGCCAUUGCAACAGGACUACAUCUUCAUCUCGGACCCCUGGAGACAGGAGUGGGAGAAGGGGGUGCAGGUGCCUGUCAACCCCGGGGAAAUACCUGAUAUCAGCAUUAAGACCUUGUAUGAGAAGCCGAUAACAGGGGACUUCAAAAUACCUCGGAAAUACCUCCAUGCCACACAGGAUGAGACUUUUCGCCAGGGUAUUCACGAGUUGACGGGCAUGCAACAGUUGUCAGAGCAGGUGGUGCGGUACGACCUUGACGACCUGGACGUGUCCUGGCUUGAGCUGGCCAACGAGGAGCGAGAAGAAAUGGGGCUGCUUCCUGUUCAUGAGUGGACAAUGGAAAGAGUCAUAGAAGCUUUUGAAUCUCAGUGCCAUGAGAAGAUCAAGGAGAUCAUGAAGACGGAGGAAGGGCUUGGCAUCGAGUAUGAUGAGGAUAUUGUGUGUGAAGUGUGUCGAUCGCCUGACAGUGAGGAGACCAAUGAGAUGGUUUUCUGUGAUGGCUGUGAUAUUUGUGUUCAUCAGGCGUGCUAUGGCAUACAGAACAUCCCAGAAGGUCGUUGGCUGUGUCGGACAUGUUCCCUCGGCAUCAAACCCACCUGCAUCCUGUGUCCCAAGACUGGAGGAGCUAUGAAGAGCACAAAGAGUGGUACUAAGUGGGCCCACGUGAGUUGUGCCCUGUGGAUCCCAGAGGUCAGCAUCGGCUGUGUAGAAAAGAUGGAACCAAUCACAAAGAUCUCAAAUAUUCCAGCAAGUCGGUGGGCAUUAGUCUGCUGUGUGUGUAAAGACAGAGUGGGCGCCUGUAUCCAGUGUUCAGUCAAGACCUGCAAGACGGCCUUCCAUGUAACCUGUGCCAUAUUCAACGGGCUGGAGAUGAAGACGAUCCUAGAUGAGAGUGACGAACAGGAUGGAGUCAAGCUUAAGGCAUUCUGUCCUCGUCAUAGCAAGAAACGAGAACGGAGUCAGUCUGAUUCGGAACCAGAUUCUCCGCGGAAAGAUGCUCCUUUGACACCGAGGAAAGAUCUCAGCAAGGAAGAAGUGGCCAACCUGAGAGCUAAAAAGAUGUCUGAGCUCCAGAACAGCUUCUACAAUGUUGUUGACACCCACAGCAUCGCUGUGCACCUGUCUGUGGAGGAUGAGGUGGUCGAGAUGAUGGAGGUGUACUGGAAACUCAAGAGAAAGAGUAACUUCGACAAGCCGCUGUUGAUGCCAAAGACGGAGGAGGCUGACAUGUUGGAGAAGCAGCAGGAGGACUCGCUGGUGGCUCGCAUGAAGAUGUUCGUGCAUCUCCGACAAGACCUGGAGAGGGUGCGCAACUUGUGCUACAUGAUAAGUCGUCGUGAGAAGACCAAGCGCCAGUACUACAAGGCAAGGGAAAGUACUUUCCUGGCUACUGUGCACACACUGACUGAAGAGAAACUUAACCUUUCUGCCAGGGAAGCUGAGAAAAUAGCAAAGAAGUACACCCAAAACUGUCUGUAUGAAGGCUAUGCGUCCACAGAUAAGCCAAGGGUAGUGAGCCAGCUGUUUCAUGACCAUAGUAUAUUGUCACCGCCUUGGCUAGGCGAGGACAGUGAAAGUUUAGACAGUGACAGCAGGGAUGCUGGGGGAUCAUUUCGAGGGAGGUUGUCCUCCAAGGGCAGCCUUUCUGGCCGGAGUGAGAAGGACAAAAGUGAAAAGGACUCUGGAAAAGAUUGGCCUGACAAGCCAGGUAUCAGGGAAUUAUCGGACAAGCACAGCGGUAAGGACGGGACUGAAAGAGAUCACAGUGAACAACGUGGGAAAGAGAGAACGGAAAGGCGUAGUGGGAAAGAUUAUGGUGAGAGAGUUAGUGGGAAAGAAAAGUCAAGGCAGCCAGCGAAAGAGGAUGUCCUUAUGAAAAGUAUUGUAAAUAAAGACAGUCCAAAGAUCCAGUCUGAAAAGUCAGGGAAAGAGAAAGUGGAGAGUGUUAAAGUUCAUUCAGAAAAGUUGGGCAAAGAGAAAGAUAGUUUAAAAGUUUAUUCUGAAAAGUCAGGGAAAGAGAAAGAUAGUUUAAAAGUUUAUUCUGAAAAGUCAGGGAAAGAGAAAGAUAGUUUAAAAGCUUAUUCUGAAAAGUCAGGGAAAGAGAAAGAUAGUUUAAAAGCUUAUUCUGAAAAGUCAGGGAAAGAGAAAGUGGAGAGUGUAAAAGUUCAUUCAGAAAAGUCUGGGAAAGAGAAAGAUAGUUUGAAAGUGUAUUCAGAAAAGUCAGGGAAAGAAAGUUUAAAAGUUCAGUCUGAAAAGUCAGGGAAAGAAAGUUUAAAAGUUCAGUCCGAAAAGUCAGGGAAAGAAAGUUUAAAAGUUCAGUCUGAAAAGUCAGGGAAAGAGAAAGCAGAGGGUGAAAAGAUUUAUUCUGAAAAGUCAGGGAAAGAGAAAAUGGAUAAUCAUAAGGGUCAUUCUGAAAAGUUUGGGAAAGAGAAAGUGGAGAGAAGGGACCAGGAGGAGAAGGUUUCCAGGAGGGAAAAAUAUGAUCGACAAGGAGGGAAAGAUGGUGAGAAAUCAAGAGAAAGACAUUUUCGACAAGAAGGCAGUGACUCAGGGGAAAAGUUGGAGAAAGACUGUCAUGUUUGGAAGGACACGAGUGAGAAAUUGUUACGGUGGGAGAAACCAGAAAGAAGAGCAGUUCGGGAACCUGCAGGUGACAGUGUGAAAAUCAAGGCUGAUUCAGACAGUUUUGAAAUGGAAGUACCUUGUGAAAAGAGUAAGUCUGAUGAUACAACUGUGAAAAUGGUCCGAGAUAAGAGUGAAAGAACUCGAGGUAAGGGUAAGGAGAAGGUGGAACCUCUGUCAGAGAGUGAGAUGGUUGAUGUUGUUGCCGUCGACCCACCUGUUGUAAGUGCCAGUUUCCAUCCUAACAUUGAAACACGGGUUGAAGUCAAGCCAAAAGUAGAAACUUCUGUGUUUGAUUCCGAACGUCCACGACGGUCACAGCGGGAGAAUAGGCAUCAGAUUGAAAUGCCCAAAGUGGAUGUGUCGCCGUCACGAUUGUCCAUACCAGAUGCUAUCUUAGUGGAAGAAGCCCCACAACCUAAACGGGAAUCGAGGAAGGAGAAACAUCGACGACGUGGUCACAAACAUAGGCGGGGUGAACAUCGAUCCCCUGACAAAAGAAAAGAUGUGACUUUAUCUCUGACUCGAGACCGUAAAAAGACUGAAUGCAUAAAACCUGAAGUUAACGGUGUCCUAAGGAAGUCAAGCAAGUAUAUUGUAGAUGUGUCGGUCAAGGAGAGAGUACAGAAUAAACUGCUCAAGUCGAGAAAAUUACGUUAUAUGAAUGGUGUUGAGGACAAGUCGCUGCAGAAACUUGAUAAAUAUUUUCAAAUAAAGUCGGAAAGUGAAUCUGGUAAUACCAAAUCUUCACUGUCCUUACGUGCGGGUAAUCGUAUUCUUAAUGAGAUAUCCCCUGACAAAGGGAAAGUCCCAUUUGAAAACAAUUUGUUUGGUGCGCAUUAUACCCCUAGGGGAAGCCUCAGUGGGUACAAGAUACCCAAGAAGGGAGACAGUGCUGAACACACACCCCAGAAAACCCAAAGUCCAUGUGAGAAGAGUGAGGAGCAGUUGGAGGAUUCUAAAUCAGGGGAGAUGAGAAGCUCACGCAAGAAAGAUACUGGGUUCGGUGGCGGUGUAAAGAGAGACAUUUUUGCCACAGGAUUUGAUGCAUUGAGUACAGAUUCUGAGUUUACCAAAGACAUGGAACUAGUUUCGGAUUGUCGGGGGUACCGGUCUCACUCCCCGUUGUCUAGCGAGGGGACCGAUGUAUCGGAGCCUGGGCGUCGUCCAGACUCCAGGGAGAGCACGCCAAGACGGGUGACGCGCAGCCAACUUGUAGAUGUUGAUGAAAAUUCAGUAGAUAGUGUUCAUUCUCCAAGAAGCAAUAUGAAAAUCCGGUUACGUGAAGGAUGGCUUCGGCCUUCGAACUUUGCCUCAUGACAGUAAGGAGUACAAUUAUUGCAUUUGUCCAAGGCAAGAGGCAACUUGUGUAUGCAGUGUCGGUCAAAAGUGCUAUUAUGAAAAACUGGUCUUGAGCAGUGUUAUUUAUAUUGCAAAGUUAGUAUGCCCCCAGCUCUGUCCACCAGUUUUGUUGGCCUUGAUGUGGCAAUGGAGUUUAUGUACAGUUCAUUCAUUUUGACAAACACAGUUUAUUUAAAUCGUGUAUACUGAACAAAAUAGGAUAGGGAUCAGGAAUAUUUUUGGGAAUAUUCGUUUUGAUGUGAAGACUGAAAACACAAUUUCUUAAAAAUAUGCCCAAAAAUAUUCAUGAUCCCUGACUAUUUUUGCUCAGUAUAUAAAGGAUGCCAAAAAACGCAACACUUGCUUAGGAUCACAUGAGUGAAGAUGACCAUUUUGGUCCUCAGCAAAUGUUGAGUAGUACAAGUCUCGUGUACAUGGUAUACAACUUGUGUGCAGGUUGAUCAAGUGACACCAUCUACACUGAAGGACUUACCUUUGUAGAAAUGCAAGGGCUAGCCGAACUGUUCUUAGUGACAUGUUUAAUGAACAUAAAAUGUAUUAUGUUUUUUGUAAAAUAUCUGGUAGCAAUGCAGGUUAGACCUGACUCCUUCAAGCUGUAUUUUGAAUUCGUAAGUGGUAUUUACCAAUAAAUCCAUGUCCUUCAAGAAAUCAGUGGUCUUGGUACUGUUGUUUUUUUUCCAACACAAGGUAUAUGUUUCUGCUUCAGUAAUCCCUGGUAAUCUUACUUGUCAAAGCCUUGUUUGUCAUGUGAUGUUAGUCAUUUUGAGAGCAUCAUCCAACACACUAGAGGUAUAUUGUACACAAAAUUGUUUCACUGUUCCCGCUGUACAUAGGACCCACCAGCCAGAACAUGCACAAAGCUCCCUAGGCGUGUAACAGAGCAAUCCAUUCCUAUAGAGGGGUUGGGGGCCAUCAAGCUUCCUCGUCCUUUAAUAGAGCAGUCCAUUUCUGUAGAGAGGGAAGCCCCAGUUCAUGGUCAUAUGUUAGAGGGAACAUGAAAAGUUUGGUGUAGAUUUUAGAGAGGACUUGUAAGCUGAACUGUUCAGAAAAUUGACAGAAAUUGUAAGGUUUGCACAGGCUUGAAAAGAAAUGUAAAUUGGAUUUUACCUUGAACAGGCUUUUGAGAUGGGUAAUGUGCCUAUAUAAGGCCUUGAAUUUUCAUAACCAAUCCCAAACUCAUUAUUUGAUGAUAAAGGUCUCUUCAUGGUUUGAAAAAAUCAAAACAGUUGAAAUUUGUUUAAAACUUUGUAUUUUGUCUGUUUAUUGUUGGUCACCAUGAAGUACUUGUCCUUCAAGUGAUUGUAUCUUCAAUAGAGUUGAACAUGCCUUUAAACCGAUGUUGGGUCUGAAACAAACCAUGGUUUCAUAUGGUGGGAUGGUGGUGGCAAGGUGACAUGAUUCUUACCAGGCAGAUUUUGAAGAAACCUGGCCUACAUGGCCUCUUUUUGAGGUAGAAAGCCUUGCAUGGACCUUGAGUUUUGUGACUGAAAUUCUGAAGGACCCUGUUUAGGCUUUGGACUGAUAGAUAAAUUGUCCGACUGUAGCUUGGGCCAGUUGUUUCAUACAGUCCGCAUGGCCAGGCCUGCUGAGUUAGGACCAGCUUCUGGUGCCUCUACUUGCUUGGAGGGUGGUUUAUGAGUAGAUCUGGGUAAAAGAUUAGCACUUUUUGACAGGAGUUACCUCUGCUUUAGAAUCUCAGCCCAGAUUAUCCGGUGGUUAUAUUUCCAUUGUCUACUACCCAAAAGAAGUUAAGCAGACCAUAUUCUUUCAUCUUACUUUAGUUAUUCUGUCAUAGCUUGACCGAUUAAAAUGAUAUGCCAGAAUCAGGUAUUGAAUAUUUAGCUUCUUUCGAGUUGUACAUUAAGAAAAAAACAUGACAAGUUUGCUUCCAAAGAAUAUUUUGAAAGUCUGAUUUGAAUGACAAGAUGCUUGCCAUCCAGUUUAAUUACACUACAGUGUAAUGUAUUGAAAAAAUUCUGUGGGAAGUUCCUGAUAAGAGCAAGACAUUUUGACAUAUAUGUUCACAAAACUAUGUUUGAAUGGGUCCAUUGUAUUUACUUUACAGCAGUGAUUUAAUUCACAUGGAGUCAAGAAACUUCUAUCUUAUACAGAGGUGGAUAGCAUGAGCUAAGGUUUCCAGAUAUGCAGCGACAAUGGGCAUUUGUUUAAACAGUGUUAAGUGCAAGAUGAUCGUUGAAAAUGUUUAGGUUACCAAGCUUUCUUGUGUGCAUGGCUGAGAUGCAGUACUUGAACGUAUUUUCUCCAAACAAGUCCAGUAAAUAGUGUUGCUCCUGUCUCUUGUCGACAGCCCAGUGAUUUAUUUUUAUCGCCCCAGGCCUUGUGUGAAACAGUUUUAUUUUGAUAGAUUUUAAACUCUGAGAAUCCAUCAUCUAUGUCACUGAUUUAAUCUGGUUUUGACAAUUUUUUAAGAUGUCAAGUUUUUGUGUAGACAUAUUAAAUUAGGUGGAAAACUCUGUUUUAUAUAAACUGGACAAUGAAUACGGGUAAGAGUAAAACUAGAGAGAGAAGGGGAAGGGAUAAGGAAUGAGUAUUAUAGUUUGGUGAUAUUAAAAUGGUACUUUUUCCUUUCAUUUUAAGGAUGCAAAUGCAUUACUUUGGUAAACCAGAUACUCAGGUUGUUUAGGGGUAUGUUGAAGGCCAAUGUUUUUGCUGGCAACGAAUGUCUUGAGGACAUUUUCAAUUUUUAGCAAAUUUAGAAAGGACAUUCUUCUAUAUCAUGACUGAGAUUAAAAAUAUAAUAUGGGAGUUUUUAAUGACAAUCUGUCAAUGUCCCGGAAAAUGAACCAAUCCGAGACCCUGAAGGCUAGUCUGAGAGCAUGUUAAGUUAGAUAUUUAUUGUAUUGGUUAGUGAGAUUUUUAUUUACUUUUUAAUUUAUUUAAUAUUGAACAAGGGCAUUAAUACUUUCUUAUAAUAUUUGAAAGCCAUUUUAAGGAAUAUUUUUACCUCCUAAAUAUGGAAGAGAAAGAUGUGUUAUUUCUAGUUUUACACUUUGACAGCAUCACACAAUGUUUGGGGUUUGUGAAGUCCACUGUUGCAUUUGAACUUGUAGGUUAGGUUAGGCCACACAUUUUUAUAUUUUCUCCCGCAAGUAAUAUAGACUUAUGCAAUAUAUCAAGAUAUAUUUAAUUAAAUGUCCUUAUGACUAUCAAUGAUUCAAGAGGCCAGCUGCAGUUUUAGAAUGACUUUCAUAUAUAUAAAUAAAUAAAUAAAUAAAUGAUUGACACAGCUAUUUAUUUUUAUUUAUACUUUUGUCUCAACUUUCCGUGUGGAAAGCUGAAAUAAAUCUUUGCAACAUAAAAUUAGGGAACUGUGGCCCAUGGCAGCAUUCCUUGCCAUUAUGUCAUGAAACAAGGCCUACCUGGAACGCAGACAUGGUAUCUGGGACACGAAAGUAGAUGUCAGUGUGAGUAUACUUUCCAAGUGCAAACUAGAAUUUUUUCUUGAUUCAUUUUGUCAUUACUUUUCAAAGCUGAAAAUCUGGGACCUUUCAGAACAAUGUGUUACUUUGAAGACAUCUGGGGCGGUCGGGUAGCCCAGUGGUUAAGGCGUUCGCUUGUCACGCCGAAGACCCGGGUUCGAAUCCCGACAUGGGUACAAUGCGUGAAGCCCAUUUCUGGUGUCCCCCGCCGUGAUAAUGCUGGAAUAUUGCUAAAAGCGGCGUAAAACCAAUCUAACUCACAAUUGAAGACAUCUUGUUAGCUUAGCAUGUUUAUGGACCAGGGCCCUGUUCCACAAAGCGAUCUUAGCUAUGGUGGUUUUAAGUCAAUGUUAAAGUGUGGGAGGUAUGUUCAUCUUAGCACUACAACUGUCGUAAGUCGAUGUUAAAGUUGGGAAGUUACGAUUGUCUUAGCGCUGUGACUGUUGUAAGUCGAUGUUUAAGUAAGGGAGUUAUGACGGUCUUCGCUUUGUGGAAUAAUGCCAUGCAAACCAAAAAUGUUACAAAUGUGGAAAAUAACCUGAAGUUUUUUUUUCUUAGUAUCAAUUCUUCAUCUGGUUUAAUAAUGAAAACGAUAGUUGGUAAUAGAGAAAUAAAAGUAACUAUUUGAAGGUUCAUUAAUAUGGACAAGUGUUUCUUUUCAUAUUUGUUUUACCUUUACAAUUAUAUUUUUUAGCUCACUUACCUUAAACUAUUGGUUUUGACCACAGACACUUGUAUUGUGGAAAAUUAGGUGUGUAAACCAAGAGCUAGACCUUUGAUUUCCUGAGGUACAACGUAUGCUAGAAAUAGGUCAGUAUCAGUUCCUGUCUCAAGAAAAGCUGGUUCCCUGGAACUUUCUUGUCGAUCUGGAUUUGUCAACCAGAAUUCUCAUAUUUACCUUGUUCUGCUCAGUGCUUAAUGGCAAGCAUGGCUGGACAUAGUCUCCAAGUCCUCAUCAUGAUGUACAUAAAUUCCUUCAUAUUAUGUUAAUGUUUUUCCCAUCCAUAUACAGCACCAGUCUAUGUAUAUAUUCGUUGCUUACCCCAGUCGGCUGACCUAGUCUCCUUCUGUGGACAGUUGUACUAAAUAUGUUUGUCGGAUACAGCUCAAAAUAAAGAAGAAGCAUAAAA